AUGAAAAAUGAAGAUAACGGGGCUGUAGAUGCCAUAGAUUCUGCAACCUUUAAGGUCGGUCAUGAAAUGGAUUCAGAAACUUCAUAUGCGAAGCCAGUUAUAAGCAAUCACUAUCCUUGGGUUUUCACAGAUUGUCCAGGUUUUUUGGAUAAUAGAGAUCCAGACGAUGCUGUUGUGACUGCAAUUAGUAGUCCCCUGGCGGUUCGAAAUGCCCGUCAGGUUAAAGCUGUCGUAAUAUUAAUAGAAAUUAGUGGUAUACUCCGUGCGGGACUAGAGGAAUUAAGCACAUUGCUGAAAGUACUGAUUACACUUUUUCACAACCCAGUCGAUAUGGUAAACUAUUCCGUCUUUGGUAUAACAAAAACAGAUCUUUUGGGAUUGACAGAAGACAGAGCGAAACAAAAAGUUUGGGAUGCUUUUAAGAAAAUCGUAAAGCAUUGUGAUCAAAAACUGGAUACGAUCAAGAAGGAGCCAUAA
Messenger RNA from Trichoplax adhaerens, 477 nucleotides. RefSeq lists its product as uncharacterized. Bases 1 to 477 code for a protein of 158 amino acids. The transcript has a single exon. The record is from RefSeq and is a predicted model, not a curated record. NCBI's taxonomy places the organism in Eukaryota, Metazoa, Placozoa, Uniplacotomia, Trichoplacea, Trichoplacidae.